This is a messenger RNA of Hibiscus syriacus, 1238 nucleotides long. RefSeq lists its product as uncharacterized. NCBI's taxonomy places the organism in Eukaryota, Viridiplantae, Streptophyta, Magnoliopsida, Malvales, Malvaceae. The record is from RefSeq and is a predicted model, not a curated record. The transcript has 3 exons. The coding region runs from base 440 to 1045 and encodes 201 amino acids.
UCAUCCUUGUCUAAAACUCAAGAAUUCACUAUAGAAUCUUAAAUUCUUCUCCUUAUUUUUGCAGUAUAUACUGAUGAGGAAUAUUUUGAGAGCGAGAUCAACUUCUUUCUAUUGUCAAAAUCUGUAUUUGGCUCAACUUAAUGUUUCAAGAGAUUUUUUUGCCCCCCUUUUUCUCUUGUAAAAGCCAAAUUUCCCUUUUCUUUUGCUCUUUUUCUUCUUCAGCUGGUUUAGCUACUGAAAAGCUGCUGUGAUUCUUCAUAGUUUGGUAGCUCUUUGAAGAAUCUGCAACAGGUGGGAAUAGUGAAAGGUGAUUCUGAUUAUCAGAGUUGUUAUGUGAUCUACCUUUUUUCUGUAAAUUUCUUGGGACGAAAGGGAUCAUUUCUGUUUAUUCUAUAUAUUCUUUUUCUUGGGAUAUUGUUCAACGGAUAUUAAACUCCCAAUGGAGAAUCUUCUUAGGCCGUACGAUAAGGAGUAUAUCAGGACAGCAAUGUUAAAACAUGAAGAAACAUUCAAACACCAGCUGUACGAGCUGCAUCGUCUAUAUCGAAUCCAGGAGACACUGAUGAGAAGCACUGAAAGAAGUAGACCUAAUGGAAGCUUCAGCAUGAAGAAUAAUUAUCACCACGGGAAUAUCAGUAUGCAUCACAAUUCAAGAACGGGACUUGACUUGGAACAUCCGGCGGCUGAAGCUGAUCAUCAGGGAUACAAUGUUGCAGAAUCCGACAUAGAAGAGAGCGAGAUCGAGCUGACUUUAGGUCCCACAGAGUACUCGCCGAGGAAGAAACAUGGGACUCCGCGAACUUCGGAUUCUGGUCCAAGCUUCUCUUCUUCUUCAACUGAAUCCAGUCAUAUGAAGAAGACGAGCACAACAAGAGAAGAUUUUAGUGGCAAUGAUGAUCGGAUGGGACUUUUCCAGGUCACUGGAAGGACACUAAGGUAUCAAAAUGGAAGUAAAAACAACAAUCAGCUUGGAGAACAUUUAAGACAAGAUAGAUUAAAAUCACCUCCUUGGCUUUUUCAAGUCCUAAGUAUGAAUGCGACUUGAAAAAAAGAAGGAAAAUGAAACUAUUUUCCAAGUCGAUAUGAUAAGAUUUUAGACUGUUUCUUAUUGACUAAUUCCUGUGAUUGAUGUUUCUUCCUCGGCGUUUCUGCUUAGUUUUUCUUUAGCAAUUGGAGUAUUUUGUAAAGAUCACUGGUGUCCUCCCUUGAGAAAACCAUGUAAUUUGUUGAGCUCAGCU